This is a messenger RNA of Funneliformis caledonium, 238 nucleotides long. Lineage: Eukaryota; Fungi; Glomeromycota; Glomeromycetes; Glomerales; Glomeraceae. The record is from the annotation of a GenBank genome assembly.
AUGAAUGAACAGCGCGAUGCAUGUCUAGAAUGUGAUCGCAAAAGAAAACGCAUAAAAAAAGCCAAUGAAACUGAGGAAAAGCAUAAUGCGCGACUUGCAAAUGAUUGUGAACGUAGAGCACAAAGAAAUUCAACAGAGACAUCUGAGGAACAUAGGAACCAUUUUGACUGUGAAACCGAAAAAUGUCAAGAAAGAGUGGAAGAAACCAAUGGUAAACCAAAAGCAGCACAAAUGAUUA